GGACGGUCCAUCAAACGAAGGCGGAUAAGUAGGAUCAAGCUUAAUCAAAUAAGCUAGCCCACCUUGCCAUCGUUGCGCUCUUCACUUCAGUGGCUGGCUUUCUUUCCCAACCUCCUAAUUCCCGAGAUAAUCUUUUCCUGUAAUAAUAAUCGAAGGAAAGCAUCAAAUAUGCUAGCCCGUGCCUCUUCUGGGGCUGCUCUGGGUUGGCGUAGAAUCCUGAGAAAAUCACUGUUUCAUUCUUGGUCUCUUCCAUCUUCGUGUGCUCUUCUUGGCCCCGACCUUCCUGAUAUUUGGGUUCCCAAAAAGAACACUUCUUCUGAUACCCAUUUCUCAGAGAAACCCAACUAUGAGUUUGUAGAGGCGAAGUCUAAUGCUGCAAUUCUUGGAGGUAAAUCAGUUGCCCAAGAUGUAAAACAAAAGGUGGCUGAAGAAAUAGGCAGAAUUAAAAGGAUAAUUGGGAAGUCCCCUAAAUUGGCUGUGGUUCUUGUUGGUGAUAGAAGAGAUUCUCAGACCUUCAUCCACAUUAAGUUAAAAGCCUGUGAGCAAGUUGGCAUUGCAACAUCGGUGGCUCUGUUGCCUGAAAACUGUGAAGAAAAAGAACUGCUUGAUGUCGUCGCCAGUUUUAACAAAGACCCAGCUGUACAUGGCAUCAUUGUGCAACUUCCUCUUCCUCAACAUUUGGACGAGGAAAAUGUUAUCAACUUUGUGAGUCCAGAAAAGGAUGUUGAUGGCUUUCAUCCCUUAAAUAUAGGAAACCUUGCCAUGAGGGGAAGAAAACCAUUCUUCAUUCCUUGUGCCUCCAAGGGCUGCAUUGAGUUGUUGCUCAGACAUGGGGUUGAAAUUGGUGGAAAAAGAGCAGUUGUAAUUGGAAGAAGUAAAAUUGCUGGGUUACCCACUUCGUUGCUAUUGCAGAGGCACCAUGCAACAGUAAGCAUGAUACAUGCAUUCACGGAGAACCCAGAACGGAUAACUUCUGAAGCUGAAAUUGUUGUAGCAGAUGUUGGAAUGCCCAAUAUAAUUCGUGGCAAUUGGUUAAAGCAAGGAGCAGUUGUGAUUGACAUGGGUACAAAUCAAGUGAAGAAUCCUGACAAAGAAGGCUUUCGUACCAUAGGAGAUGUUUGCUAUGAGGAGGCAAUCAAAGGUGGCAUCAGCCCUUACUCCGGUGCCCGGAGGUUUGGGACCAGUAACAAUAUCAAUGCUUCUCUCUAAUACCCUUGAUGCAGC
Prosopis cineraria is the source of this 1224-nucleotide messenger RNA. RefSeq names its product bifunctional protein FolD 1, mitochondrial-like. Gene Ontology annotation, biological process: tetrahydrofolate interconversion. Gene Ontology annotation, cellular component: cytosol. Gene Ontology annotation, molecular function: methylenetetrahydrofolate dehydrogenase (NADP+) activity; methenyltetrahydrofolate cyclohydrolase activity. The coding region runs from base 169 to 1209 and encodes 346 amino acids. The record is from RefSeq and is a predicted model, not a curated record. NCBI's taxonomy places the organism in Eukaryota, Viridiplantae, Streptophyta, Magnoliopsida, Fabales, Fabaceae. The transcript has 5 exons.